Molecule: messenger RNA, 3322 nt
Organism: Trematomus bernacchii (emerald rockcod)
Lineage: Eukaryota; Metazoa; Chordata; Actinopteri; Perciformes; Nototheniidae
Product: spermatid perinuclear RNA-binding protein-like
Exons: 18
Coding region: 342-2399 (685 amino acids)
Cellular component (GO): precatalytic spliceosome
Molecular function (GO): double-stranded RNA binding; single-stranded RNA binding
Source: RefSeq, a predicted model, not a curated record
UGACAGCAGGCUGGCCAGAGACCGUCAGCAGCCGCUGUUGUUGCCGCUUCCACUCCACGUUGUGAGACCGGAUACAAACUGACACAAGUACGGGAAUUCAUUUCUGUAACGGGCAACAAAAAGUGUUUUCUGAAAGCUUUUGGACACAGUGAGCGCCGAGCCUACUCCUCCUCCUCCUCCUCCUAUUCCCGGUGCUGAGCGGACUGUCAGUGAAGUGGGACUCGAGACGGAGAGGCCGAAGCUGAGAGAUAUUUGACCGCAUGAAGAGGCCAAGUGACGGGACACCGGUCCUCACCUAGACCUCUCCCACGAACCAAUCCCCCCCCCUCCCCAGCCCCUGCAUGGACAUGAGGUCUUUCAGAUCGUUUGCUAACGACGACCGCCAUGUCAUGGCCAAGCACUCCAGCAUAUACCCGGCACCAGAGGAGCUGGAGGCCGUCCAGACGCUGGUGUCCACUGUGGAGGGAGCACUAAAGAAAGUCUCUGAUUGGAUGGAUGGACUAAAUAAAUCCUCAGGGAAGACCUCCAGCAAUAAUGAGGCUGGGGACAUUCAAGUGGAGGCAGACGCUGCUGAGACAAAGCCCGACCACACGCCAGCGCUUUGCGGGGUGACGCGUGUCGGUCUGGUGGCCAAAGGCCUGCUGAUCAAAGGGGACAUGGACCUGGAACUGGUGCUGAUGUGCAGGGAGAAACCCACCAAAGUUCUGCUAUACACCAUCAGCGCCAACCUCCCCCUGCAGAUCCAGACAAUGACGGAGGACAAAUUCGAGGUGCAGUCGUGCGUCCCCGAAGCAGCCAUCCGGGUCCGCAACACCAAAGACCCUCGACUCACGCUGAAGAUCACCCUCUCCUCCUUAACCAUGAGGGAGGAACGCAGCCCCACAGAAGAAGAGAAAGGCCAUCAGGACGACAGGAAGCAGGAGGACAAGAAACAGAAGGAGGAUGAGGAGGAGGAGGAGGAGGAAGAGGUCCUGGACAGGCAGAAGUGCCGGGCUGCACUGGCUUCACUCCGACACACCAAGUGGUUCCAGGCCAGAGUCACAGAUCUCAAGUCUGGUGUCAUCGUCUUGAGGAUUUUCAGAGACAUGAGCAACAGACUGGCUGGGUGGCAGCCUCUCAAAGGAUGGCCUCUGGAGCUGAUCUGUGAAAAGGCCAUGGCAACGUGUAACCGGCCCCUGGGUCCAGGGGAGGGCCUGCGCCGCGUCAUGGAGUGCAUCGCCUCAGGGAUCCUUCUUCCAGAAGGCCCCGGAGUCUACGACCCCUGUGAGAGGGACCCCACAGACGUCCUGACUGACCUCAGCGCGCAGCAGGCAGACGCCAUCACUCACAGCGCACAGCAUGCGUUACGCCUCCUAGCUUUCGGACAGCUUUACAAGGUCUUGAAUAUGGAUCCUCUCCCUGCCAGCAAGCCCUCACCAAGGCUGUUAGAAGGCGGCUGUCAGAAGAGGCACCGGGAGGACGUCGGGUCAGAUGACAGAGACUUCAUCAAAAGGAUGAAAGUCCUGGACUGGAGGAUGACGGAUCCUAACCACCCCAUGAACGCUCUCAUGCGUCUCAACCAGAUCCACCCGGGCCUGCAGUACCGCCUGCUCUCUCAGUCCGGCCCAGUGCAUGCCCCGGUCUUCACCAUGUCUGUGGACAUCCAGGGGACCACCUACCAGGCCUCCGGCAACUCCAAGAGGACGGCCAAGCUCCAAGUGGCCCUCAAGGCGCUGCAGGCUCUGGGCUUUGUGCUCGGCGGCGACGGAGACGUGGACUCGCUGAGCGCCGACGAGAAGUCAGAUGGCGAAGGCAAGAUCGACAGGAUGUCCACCACCUCCAGCUCCACCUCCAUCACCUCCUCCACAGACACACAGGAGUCCAGAGCUCCAGGUCCCAUCCUGACGGCGGGGGGGAAAAACCCUGUGAUGGAGCUGAACGAGAAACGGCGAGGGUUAAAAUACGAGCUGAUAUCAGAGAGUGGCAGCAGCUACGACAAACGCUUCAUCAUAGAGGUGGAGGUGGACAAGCAGGUGUUUCGGGGAACGGGUCCAAAUAAGAAAGUAGCCAAAGCCAGCGCAGCGCUCGCCGCCCUGAACAGCCUGUUCUCCGGCUCCAAAUCUACAAGCAUCAAGAAGAAAAGACCCAACCCUCCUCCAAAGAGACCCGUAACCUCGAUGCUGACGCUCCCGGCCCUCGCUGCCAGACCUCCAAUUGUCCCCGUCCUCCCCAGAGCCCCCUACAUCAGCACACAACACACACAUGGAUACAUCCCCCCGGGUUUUGGGGCUCCUUAUGGUUACAGCCCUGCAGGCGCCCUCCCUCACUACGGUGGCCUGUACAUCGACAGUGCCUAUUACCAGCCGCAGACCAUCGCCACACCUAUCAUCAUCCACCUGGGCCCUCAGGAUCUUUUCUGACCCGACCCACGCACCGAGGCCAGACUCUGCCCCCCGUUUAACCCCUCGCCCUUUUUAAACUCUGCCAGCGCCUCUCAAUUACUGCAGCGCCGCUCCCUCGGGACUCUCCUUCCACACAAGACGCGGCAGCAAUAUUGAAAGCAAUAUGGAGGAGACAACACUGCGGGCAACACUCUGUCAAGUCAAGGGCGGGUUUUAGUGAAGAGGCGAGACUUUGUUCGCCAGCUCUCAGAAAAUGUCAAUGAAACACAAAGCAAUAAUUCUCCUGCCUUUGGGUAUCUCAACAUGUUCAAAAGCAACUUCAGCAGAAUUCAAACAGACCAUCAACACCGGCACAUUUACCACAAUGUGACCUGUAUGUCAAUAUAUUUACUAUCUGUAUAUAUGAAUGUUUGUGAGUUUUGAAUAUAUAUAUAAACAUGUUAAUAUGUAAAACCCGCUGACAGGUAAAGAAACGUAUUCAUAAUAUAUCUCUGAAUGUAAAUACUAGUAGCUUUGUAUUUAAAGCACUCAGCAAUGCUAUCUAUGAAUAUUAAGAUUUAAAUUAAUUUGACAAACUCUAUUACACUAUUGGUAUGCUGGUAUAUAUUCCCUAUUUAAACAUGAUAACAUAUAGUAUACAAAGUAUUGAUUUUCCCUGAGAUAAAUGUAACAUACUAUUUGACAUUACAAGGUUUUAAUUAUUUAUUUUCCCAAAAAUAAUCUCUCAAAUUGAAGCUUUGUCACCAGUCGUAAAGUCCACUUAUGUCACUGUUGGGUUUAAAUCAAUGGUUACCAACCCGAGGGCAUGGGCCCCCUCAAAAGCACACAGGACAAAUAUUAGAGGUCACAAGAUGAUUAAAGGAAGAGGAAAACAAAUAUUUCUACAUAACGUUGUUAGUAACAGACUUUUCUUGGUUUUAAAGGCUCUCAGACAGAAUCAU